UUCGCAACCCAGCUCCGCGCGCUGUGCUCGCUCCAUUCAACCACGCAAUCGUCCACUUAGAAGAGCUUUUGUGUCCAUUUAAGCACUGGACGUAUCCAACGCCGGGAGUAAACUGGGCCGGAAUUGCUUAGGCCAUAAAACUCACAAACUUCGAAUAUGACUUUCAGUAUUUAUUCCUCCUUGCUUAUUCUGGUUGUAGGGUUUCAUCUGAUUGAUGCUCAUGGUUAUACGGAGUCGGACCAGCGGUACAGGCGAUCGGGAAAACGGUGCUCUGCAUCCCACGAUCGUACGAAGCGAGAGGACCAUGCCCAAUUUCCUCGCCACCUUCAUCAUUCUGACCCCGUCGACGAGCUAGAUUUUGCUUCGUAUUUCUCUGGUGCUUCUGAUAUUAUUCGCUUGACAGAUACUGAAAGUGUUCCACGAGCUAGUUUUACAGUCGCAUUUUGGGUUAAAGCAGAAGGAGGACAAUUUAGCCAAACGGAUAUACUACGACUCCACGAUACAUGUGAACUUCGUCGAGAGAAUGGAUGGGCAAUCGGCAUUAACACCAAAGGUUCCCAAAGGCAAGAUGCUCAUUUGUUUUUUCAGCUCAAGACUGAUCGAUCUAAAUCACCCACUGAAAUAGCAGCGCCAUUUCGCUACGAGGUUCAUCGAUGGUACCAUAUUGCCGCAUCCUACGACGAAUGGACCAUCAAACUGUACAUUAAUGGAGCUAAAGUUGGAGCUAAAGGAGGCCAAAGAGGUCCGCUGUUCAGCGAAGUAAAGCGUCAGUGCAAAGAGCUUGAAUUCGGUGGAUCACUGGAAUUUGACGUAGGCUUCAGAGGAUCGGUCGAUGAAAUGCAUCUGUGGUCAAAGGCUUUGUCACAUCGCCAAAUUGCCAUGUUGUAUAACAACCAAUCGAAUUCCUAUCAAGAUGACGCUAUUGUUGACAGAUUGGUUUUCUGGGAUCCUUUCGACAAUUUCACCAGUUGGAGCAUAAAGAACGACCGGUUACCGAGGUUGAUUCCGUCCGAUAUUUCUAGCAAAAAGCAUGACAUUAGUUUAACAACGCCUAAGUGUGGUAUAACAGUCUGUGAUAACCCAGUUGUUGUAGGUUCAUACAUAGAACAGACGUCUCUGCGACGUCCAAAGAUCGUACGUUACAGAGUGAUCAACAUAGCAAUGGACGAUGGAACGUCUCCUAUGGUAUCCCGAGUUCAAAUAGAGAGGCAGCACAGUGAACUUAACAAAGCGUUCGGCAGGUAUAAUAUCACUUUCAAACGAACGGAUUAUUUAAUCAGCAAUACCUCACUGCGGCAGACGCAAAUUGUUCCUGGUUGUGAGGCUGAUGACAUCGGCAACAGUAAAUGUGAUAUUCACUGUAGUCCCCAGUUUACUGGAAAUGAUGGUGGAGACUGUGACGAUGAAGACUUGAACUGUUCGUUGACUUCUAUUGGUAAUGGAAAGUGUGAAGAUAACUGUAAUAGGGCGUACCAUGACUGGGACGGUGGAGAUUGCUGUGAUCCGCAGCUUACAGAUACCUUCGAAACGUGCUUUGAUCCCUCGUCACGCUAUUGUAUGUUCAUGGGAGAGAGAGAGUAUAAGACUACAGUCGGACUGGAUUCUAGGGAGUAUUUGAAUAUAUACAUUGCGAAAUAUACUGACGAAGAAUUGCUGGGUACUGCAACGAUGCCAUGGGAUUUCGGUGUUUAUGGACUUCAUGGUGGCGUUGUGAUGCAUGCUGAUGCGUAUGGUGUACCAGGCGUAAUGGAUUCAGUUAUACACGAGAUCGGCCACAGCCUGGGACUAUGGCAUGUUUUCCACGGCGUGACUGAGAUGCGUUGCAACGAAGAAUGUUUCGAAACCGAACCUAGUUUAGAGCUCGGCGAUUUGAUUGCAGACACAAAUCCAACGCCCAUGAAUGAACAUUGCAGAGACCCGCGGCUCGAUGAAACCAGUGAUUGUGGGUUGAGUGGUUUUCGUGACACGCCAUUUAGGAACUACAUGAGCUAUGCAAAUGAUUCCUGUACUCAGUCAUUUACUCACCAGCAAAUGGCUCGGAUGCAUUGCUACCUGGAUCUGUUCUACCAAUCAUGGCAGAAAGACAGAGAGCCAUCAGUGAUCCCUUUGCCACCGAAAGUGAUCUCAAAAUCAGCGGAUUCCGUAACGAUAGCAUGGCAUCCACCACUCACCGGACACAACGUCGCCGAAGACUCUAAGCUCUGCCAUGACUGCGUAGAGGGAGAUGUACUGAUACAGUACGCCGACUCUGCUUUUUCUCCACAUUCAGAAAACCUUUACGGGGAUUACUCUCCUCAACAGGCGACAGGUCCACCAAACGCAGCCAAGUGUUCUGUUAAUCAUCGAACCUGGUGGAUUGAGAAAAAUAAAUGCGAGAACUGUAAACUGAAGCUGAACUUUAAAUUUCCCGUGGUUCCUGCUAGAGUGGUGGUAUGGGUGACAAAACUUGACCGUGAGCAAGCGAUCCAGAAUAUUGAGCUGGUGACAGUCAACAAAACUCGGAUCAGCCUUGGUUCUAUGGACGUUUACUGUGACAUUCCAUUGAGCACUAAACUUGACAACAUUGUGGAAAAAGUAAAGUCCGUAAUUAUCUACACGAACGGUCCAUUUGUCGCAAUCGACGCCGUGCAGCUUAUUUCACGACCAGGUCACAAUAACUGUCAGACUUGCAAACCAAUUAACUACUACUUGACAAGAGAUCCACCCUUUGUCAAUUCCAACGGAGGCAAAUUGGUAAAUUCAACAGUAUUCGAAGACUACACCGUCGACGAGUUCACUGAAUAUACAUACCGCGUACAAGCAAACACCAAGCACGCCAUUGGGGAUCCAUCACCGCCCCUCGUCAUCGGUACUGGUUUUCGCUUUUGUGGAAAUGGUAAGAUUGAGAGUGGCGAGACUUGCGACGAUGGCAAUGUUCUGAGCAAUGAUGGCUGCAAUGUUAAUUGCAAGGAAGAGACAGGAUUUAAAUGUGCAGGCUCACCUAGUUUGUGUUAUCGUUACAAUGGUGACGGUGAGUGUGAAGAGUUUGAGAAACAGACGAACGUCGCAGAUUGUGGUUUCUAUACUCCACCAAGAUUCUAUGACCAAUGGGCUUCUUAUGCACGAGGUAAUCCUAAAAGUCGAGGCGAAGAAUGCCCGGAAAGUAACAUCAUUGGCGAACCUCCCAGGGAUCAGGUUUGCAGCUACAGAUUGACUGAUGCAUUAUGGAGUCCAUGCGGGGCUGGUCUUAAUGACUACAAUCUAUGGUUGAAGGUUGGAUUCCCCAAAGCAGUUGUGGUAACGAGUGUCCUGAUCUACAUUGGUGCUGACGGCGUAACAAACCAGGCUUCAACACCGACACAUGCGUCUGUUAAGUUAAUCGACACAGAUGGAGUUGACCAUUACUUAGACCAUGAUGUACCUCUAAAAUGCACCUCGAAUCCAGCUGCUUUUAAUGUCAAGCACGACCUCAGCGAACCGUUCUACUACUCCCGAGAAGUUGUCAUCUCAUUAGAUUAUAAGUUUAUUGGCAUCUCAGGUGUUCGUCUACGAUCUCUAAAAUCGUUCGACCCUCUUAUUCUACAAUCAUGUGGAGAAGACGAACUCUACAGUCCAACAACGAGGCAGUGUAGCCGUUACUCAUGUGAUAUACCAACUUGCACUGUUCCCGAAGCAAGGUAUGCGACGUUAAGCCGAAAUGUUAGUGAUAUUGUUGAGGAAGGGGAAACCUACACAAUAGAAUGUGACAAGGGGUACAGACCAUUAGGAAAAAAUGAGGUUAUGUGUGUAAACGGACAGUGGGAAGGUAAAGAUGUGACAUGCAAGCCAGUGGAUUGUGGGAACCCAGACAUCACUUAUGCUACGACAUUAUGUCCAGAAGGAACUCUUUUUGGGCGAACGUGUAACUUUAAGUGCAAUCCACCAGCCAAAAUGCAAGGAACCGAUAAGUCUGUGACGUGUUUAGAAGAUGGUGAAUAUUCUUUGCCGAAUUCAUUCUGUCAGCAACACUGCGACCCACCGCCGUUACCACUCAACUCACUGCCAGCGACAUCGCAACCCCUCACUUAUAACGUCGGUAGUCAUGCCAGAUAUAGAUGCAAAGUUGGAUACCAUGUUCAAAAUAAAAGGCAUCGGCGUACGUUUCGUUUGCAAUGUGGUGAAAAUCUUGAAUGGUCUGGGCCGUCGUGUGUUCGAGUGCAGUGUCCACCCCCUCCAGCUAUGUAUCAAGGAUUAUAUAAUUGCAGUGACGACCAAUACUUCCAAAGUCAGUGUAGUCUUCAUUGUCCAGGCAGACCUGAGAAGACAAUAGUAACUUGUGGUCAGAGAGGUUGGGAUACACCUUGGCACGAUGCCUUUUCUGCCUGCAUGAAACACACUGGUUCACUGUUAUGUCCGGAACCCGAAAGUAGUAACGAGGUGGAGUUUAGGUGCAACGGUAACAGAGUUGGAACCAACUGUACAGCCGCGUGUAAUGCGUACGGUCAUGACGCAGUUUUGACAAACACAAGCCUGAUUGAUAAUGUAUGGAAGACGAAUGGAAGACACAUCAUCUGUACAGUUCGUCGUGAGUGGUAUCCGGAUCCGUCGUUAGUCACGUGUGUCAAGGGAUGUCAAGAGGACUUUAUCAGGGAUGGAUAUUGUGACGGAAUUAAUAAUCGUGCCUACUGCAACUGGGACGGCGGAGAUUGUUGUACAUCGACCGUGAAAGACGGAGAAGUUAUUCCUUUUCCUGCAGGCUGCAAAGACGACUGUCGGUGUCUGGAUCCAAACGCCAUCGAAAACCAACAGAAGUAACGCGGUUUUGAUAUAUUUUCAGAGAAAUAUUAAAGAGAGUCUAUAUGAUUGUUUUUUUGGUUGCUUUUUUUUUGCAAAUUGGCUUAUGGUCUGGGAUAUAAUUAAUUGUACAUCUUUUUUUAUCUUACCAUAUUUGUUAAAACUAUCAAUCGACAAAAAUAAAAUUAGCAUUAUGCUAAAAAUAAUAGCCUCCGUUAUUGCACAAUGAAAUUAUAAACGCAUGCCCAUUGGGUAUAAGCAGUAAAAGAAUGACGUCAUUAUAUUUGAAAACAUGUUAUGUAGUUAUGUAAAUAAAUUACAGUAUUUUAAUUCUUGUUCACAGUACAUAUUACAUUAAAAAAAUAUGUUAAACAUAUGUUAUAUGUACGACCGUAGAUGGUUACGUUAGAUGGGGAUUUAAUGAACCAUAUCAAUGCAAUGUAUGUGUGUGUUGUGUGAUGAGAGGGCGUGUGUGUGGGUGUGUGUGUGUGUGUGUGUGUGUGCGUUCUAUAAUGUUGUGUACGUGUGUGUAAUGUCACAUUUCUAUUUUAUGCUGUUAAAACAAUGCAAAUAAACUAAGAUUAUAUAAACCUCCCUGAA
Molecule: messenger RNA, 5352 nt
Organism: Anneissia japonica
Lineage: Eukaryota; Metazoa; Echinodermata; Crinoidea; Comatulida; Comatulidae
Product: pappalysin-1-like
Exons: 18
Coding region: 157-4773 (1538 amino acids)
Molecular function (GO): protein binding; metallopeptidase activity
Source: RefSeq, a predicted model, not a curated record